CGUGUCACCAGUCAAUCAAAAAGUUUAAAAACUAGAAUAGUUUUAAAAACAAACAAAACGUUCAAAUAGAAAACAAACGUAAAUUGAAAUAGAAUGAAUGAUGAUUAUUUUAUGAAUGAUACAUUAGACAAUAUAAAUUUUUCUCAAGAUUUGUUUAUCAAAAAUAUUGCAUCAAACAAGAGCUCGCAUAAUGAAUCGCAGGCACAGCCAAAGUCAAGCGGAGAAAGCGAGGAAAAGGAGAUAUCCCUAGAUGAUUCUAUGUUUUUAGCAGGAUCAUUCAAAGAUGAUAUAUGCAAUGGAAAAGAAAACAAAGCAACAACAAUAUGUGAUAAGGCAGCUGUCUCAAAUGAUUCCAACAUCCAAAAUAGGGAAAUGGAACAACCAAAUGAAGUGUUUAAAUGUUCUCUGAUCAAAACUAGAUCUGAAAAUGAUACAAGUAUUAAAUCAUCCAGACCUACUCAAUAUAUGCCAGUGAAUUCUAGAAUCAAUACAGAUACAAGUAAAGUGGAAAAGAAACUAAAAGAUAGUCUGCAAAAUGAAACAGCUGAGUUUAAACUUGAUAAUGCCAUUAAACUAUCCUCAUGGGGCCUCCCAAGUGAAGUGUUAAAAAAGUAUGAAUCCAAAAACCUGCAUAGCAUGUUUCAUUGGCAAGUGGAGUGCUUGAGAAAACAAAACGUCUUGGAAAACUGUAAAAACCUGGUAUAUGCAGCACCUACAUCUGCGGGCAAAACCUUGGUAGCUGAAAUUUUAGCCAUAAAAACUGUUCUGGACAGAAGGAAGAAGGUGAUUUUUAUACUUCCCUUCAUAUCAAUUGUCCAAGAAAAAAUGUACUACUUCCAAAAUCUUCUAGGAAGUAGUGGUAUCAGAGUAGAGGGUUUUAUGGGUUCCUAUAAUCCUCCAGGUGGAUUCAGCUCUGUCCAAAUAGCUAUUUGUACCAUAGAAAAAGCUAACAGCUUGAUCAACAGAUUACUUGAGGAAGAAAAAGUGUCAGAUGUUGGAACAAUACUUGUGGAUGAAAUCCACAUGCUUGGCGACCCAAGUAGGGGGUAUCUGCUUGAAUUACUUUUAACUAAACUACUGUAUAUUUCAAAGAAGAAUACAAACAUCAAUCUACAAAUAAUAGGAAUGUCUGCAACUCUUCCAAAUCUUGAUCAGUUGGCUAAUUGGCUUGAUGCUGAACUUUAUACUACUGACUUCAGGCCCAUCCCAUUGUAUGAACAAGCUCAUGUAUGUGGAGAGAUUUAUGAUAAAGAUUUGAAGCUUGUAAGGAAGUUGAAGCCUUUGGAAGGCAUUGCUACAGAUACCGAUAAUAUCUUACAGCUGUGUUUAGAAACAAUACAAGAGUCUUGCUCAGUUUUGAUAUUUUGUCCUACAAAAAAUUGGUGUGAAAGUUUGGCACAGCAGAUAGCAAUGUCAUUUUGUAAAUUAGGCAAUGCAAAAAGUGAAUGGGGUGAGUUAUUGAGGCUACAACUCAAUACAAAUUUGAUAAUGGAAGUGUUAGAACAACUGAAAUUUUGUCCUGUUGGUUUAGACAAUUUGUUAUGCAAGUCAGUCUCUUUUGGAGUUGCAUUUCAUCAUGCUGGAUUAACCAUGGAUGAACGAGAUAUCAUUGAAGGUGCAUUCCGUAGCGGCGCUCUGAGGGUACUUAUUGCCACUUCAACAUUGUCUUCAGGAGUAAACCUUCCCGCUCGACGCGUCAUCGUCCGCACGCCUAUGUUCCAUGGCAAACCUAUCGACACCUUAAGCUACCGACAGAUGAUUGGCAGAGCCGGUAGGAUGGGCAAGGACUCGAUGGGCGAAAGCAUUCUUAUCUGUCAGAAGAAUGACUACCGGGUGGCUAAAACGUUGAUGUCGGCGCCGAUGCGACCCGUCGAGAGUUGUUUAGAAGGUGCUGGAAAGCUGAAGAGGGCUGUCUUGGAAGUUAUCGCUAGUGGAGUGGCGUCAUCACCCGAAGACAUCGAAUUGUUUGCGCGAUGCACAUUGCUAUCUGUGAUGAAUGAAAGCGACGAAGACUUGGAAAAUCCGGUUGAAGAAGCUGUGACGUUUUUGAGAGAAAAUGAAUUUAUAAGAUUACAGAAAGUAGAAGACGGUACAGAAAAAUUUGCCGCCACCUCGUUAGGGAAGGCAUGUUUGUCUUCAUCAGUGGCACCGGACGAGGGAUUAGCUCUUUUCACAGAACUAGAGAAAGCUAGACAAUGUUUUGUACUGGAAACAGAACUCCAUUUGAUAUACCUGGUAACUCCAUAUAGUGCAUGUUAUUCGUGGGGAAAUAUAGACUGGAUGUUCUACUUAGAGCUCUGGCAAAGACUACCGCGCAGCAUGAAGAAGGUGGGGGAAUUAGUUGGAGUGAGAGAAUCUUUCCUGAUCAGCGCUACUAGAGGAAACUUGCAGACAAAUACUAACAAAUCAUACCAUAAGAUGUUGGUUCACAAGCGAUUUUUUGUCGCACUAGCGCUUCAAGAUCUUGUCAACGAAAAACCUUUGGGCUGGGUAUGCGCCAAGUUCAACUGCAAUAGGGGUCUGCUGCAGUCUUUACAACAAUCGGCUUCAGUCUUCGCGGGUAUGGUGACCGCAUUUAGCCGGCAACUAGGCUGGAGCAGCGUCGAGUUGCUGAUCUCACAAUUCCAAGAUCGUAUGCAGUUCGGCGUGAGCAGAGACCUGCUGGACCUGAUGCGCCUGCCAAUUUUGAACGGGAAGAUCGCCAGGACCCUGUACAACGCUGGAAUCGAGACGAUCAAGCAGCUGGCUAAUUCAAAAAUAUCGCGGGUUGAAGAUGUGCUAUAUAAAGCGACUCCAUUCGAAACAGAAAAGGGAAAGGAGGGGGAAUCGGAAUUUGCGCAGAAACAACGUAAUAAGUUUAGGAAUGUAUGGGUAACUGGAAAAGAAGGACUGACCGAGAGAGAAGCUGCUGAAAUGUUAGUUGACGAGGCUAGGAAGUAUCUCAAGUUAGAGAUGGGUUUAGUAGAUGCAAAGUGGAACGAUACCUGUAGUCCAGAUGAAAGUUCAGGUUCAGACGUAGGCAGAACUGAUGCUACAAACGAUACCGCACAACAAUCACCAUUUAAACGAACUAAAGAAGAACAGAACAAUGUUAUAACAGAAGUUCAAAAAUCGGAAUCACAAGUUACCUCUAACAUUGAAGGUUCCAGAGACAUAGAAAUGUCGAUACAAAAUGUUUCAAGUGAUAACUCAUUAUUUGGCAGUGAAACCAACAUAUCAAACUCCUCGAUUGACCUACCCUUGCCCGAAACAUUGAAUAGUCAUCAUAACGAACAAAUCAGUAACAAACGCUUUUUGAAAACUGCUGAAGAAAAUGAAAAGAACAAUGGUCAAAUAAAUAGCAAUGUUUCAAUGAACUCUAGUAUUAGUACUGAUAAAGCUCAAGCAGAAAGGCUAGUUUCAUCACAUGAACAAAUGAAAGAAUCACCUUCUAAAAGAAGAGAAGUAUCUGAUGCUUUAUCGUCUUGUUCCUCCAAAGAGUUAAAUAUUUCAAACAGUUCGCUCUCUAGUGCGAAAAGCACCAUAAAUGUAUUGCUUGGGGAAAUGCAAUCUGAUGAAAGUCUCUUUGAAUCCUUUAAUCUACAUCUAAGUAGUAGCUCAUCUGACAGUGGCAUAAAAGAGGAACGAAACCCCGUCGAUGAAAUGGAUACGAUGACCGUAUUACAAAGCGCUUUUUCUGGGUCCUUCAACGACACUAGUAAAAAUUGCAGUUCUGAUAUUUUCGAAAGUUCUGGCAGUGAACUGGAAACGAAGAAACGUAGGAACGAAACUAUCGACCCAGGUACACCUAGUAAAAAACGGAAAGGCAAUGACGUGAACGAUGAAGAUAUUCCUAUGAGCUUAUCGUUUGCUGAAGGUAAGCUUGGAGACAGUGAAUCUGUGGAUUUGAAUCAAAUAGAAGUUGUGAAUAUUUGUAGUGAUAUGGCUCUAUUUGAUUUAUUUUCAAAUGAGCUAAAACGACAGCGCAUCAUUUCCCUGUCCUUAGCCUGCAGCAGAUUUGUGGAGAAUAAGUCAACUAUAGGCUUGGGCACAACAAGAUGUCAAACACAAAUUGAAUCGCAAUCACGGUUUGUGUUCAAGAGCAGUCGGUUGAAUGGUUUUGCAAUAACAUGGAAUGCAAAUGUCGUAUAUUAUUUGUCGCUGGAAGUACCCGAUUAUAUAUCAAAAGUUACAAAGCUGUUGAAGUCCAUUUUGGCGAAUGAGAUUGUUACAGUGAAGAUAUUCGACUCUAAAGAACAAAUAAAGAUGCUGAACUACUGUACGGGUAUACAGCUCAAAUCAAAGAUUGAUGAUCCAAAGAUAGCUGAUUGGAUUUUGGACCCUGAAACAAAAGAGAAAAACCUUUUGGCUAUGAUGCUGAAUUAUUUCCCAGAAGGGAUAAAAUUGGCCCAGCUGGCAGGAAGUUGUAAAGGUCUUGGGAGCAUUAGUUUAGACAUUCACAGUUCAGUCGAGCCUAAAAAACGUUCCUCAAUCGAAGCUGUCCUUACUUGGCAUCUUGUAGACUGUUUGAGGAAACGUCUUGAAGAAAUUAAAGACUCAUAUUUAGACAUCUAUGAUUUGGAGAGUCAAACCAUUCUAUGCUUGUCAAAAAUGGAGAUAAAUGGGAUUGGUGUGAAAAAAUCAUCGUUCCAGGAAUUGGAGGAAACUCUGAAAGCUCAAAUCGCAGCAGUUGAAAAGAAAGCAUAUUCUUUGGCUGGAAGACGGUUUAACUUUACGUCAUCUACUGAUGUAGCAAAAGUAGUUGGAAUGUUCAGGGGCAAAAAAGUGAGCACCAGAAAGCAAGUCCUAGAACAAAAUGAUCACCCCAUCUCAGAUUUGGUGCUAAUAUGGCGAAAACUCAACUGCACGUUGACAAAAACGUUCUACCCUCUAUUACGAGUUAUAGAAAGUGAGCGAAUUCACGGUUGCUGCAUAACGCAUACGGCUACUGGAAGGGUAUCCAUGCACGAACCGAAUUUGCAAAAUAUUCCCAAAGAUUUCUUGGUGAUAAAUCCAAUCAGCAAGAGUGAGAUAACCAUAAGUUGCCGGAAAGCCUUUAGAGCUCGAGACGGAUGUGCCUUACUUUCGGCUGAUUACUGUCAACUUGAGUUACGGAUUCUGACACAUCUCUCCCAAGACCAACUACUAGUCAGUGUCAUGAGCAGGCCGGGUGACGUUUUUCGAUCUAUUGCUGCCAAAUGGAACAAAGUCGAAAUUUGUAAGGUGGACGAUGCAAUGCGUCAAAAUACUAAACAUAUCUGUUAUGGAAUCAUUUACGGUAUGGGAGCAAAAGCAUUAUCAGAACAACUUCAAAUUGGUGAGGAUGAUGCGCUCAUGUUCAUGGAGGCGUUCAAAAACACGUAUCCAGCUCUUCGGACGUUCAUCAAUAAUACUAUAGAUAAAUGUAGAAAAAACGGCUAUGUAGAAACAGUGACAGGAAGGAGGAGGUAUCUGCCUAACAUCAAUGAUAGUGAUGCUACUAAAAAAGGUCAAGCAGAGAGACAGGCAGUGAACACCGUCGUUCAAGGAUCAGCCGCUGAUAUAGCGAAGAGAGCUAUGGUUACUGUCGAAGAGGAACUUCAAAAAAUAUUCUGCAAAACAAAAAAUGGUCCCAAGAUAGUUCUGCAGCUCCACGACGAACUUAUCUACGAAGUUCCCACAAAGUACGUCAUUAAAGUUGCUAAAAUCGUGAAGAAAUAUAUGGAGGAAUCUGUACGACUGUCCGUGCCAUUCCCUGUAAAGCUGAAGACUGGUCCCAGUUGGGGAGAUUUGACUGAAUAUACAAUGUGAUAUCUUUUUACACCAUCUUUAUAUUCAUUGUUUCAAUUUUAUUAUGUAAUUUUUCAAUUUAACAUUUCAAACGUGUGAUUUUUACACGUAUUUGUUAGCGUCAUUGUCUACAAAUGCAAGACUCCAUUUUAAAUUUCAAAUUACAUUUUACCUGUAAUUUUAUAACAGAUUUUAAUACUUCCGUAAAUAUAGUUUUGCAAUAUUAA
This is a messenger RNA of Acanthoscelides obtectus, 5975 nucleotides long. The record is from the annotation of a GenBank genome assembly. NCBI's taxonomy places the organism in Eukaryota, Metazoa, Arthropoda, Insecta, Coleoptera, Chrysomelidae.